AUGCAAAGGCAUGACAUUGGUGGUCAUCUCCCGCUACCUGGUUGUGCUGCCCUUGCUGUUGGCAGGGCUUCAACAGACAACUUGAUAGGGAUCCUGCAAGCACACCAGCCGACCGCAGCCCACCUGUGUAAAUUUGUGGAGGGUGGCGGCCAUUCCAUCCUGCUUGGUGUGCACUGGAAGUUUGCCCUUCUGGUGGUUCAAGCUGCGUUGAGCCUGACUUGCGCUGUUACCGGGCUAUGGCCUGAAAGGAGAGGACUCGCGUCCUACCACGCAAUGGCAAUCAACACAAUGCAGCAGAAGCAGUGCAUGCUUUGCCUGCGCCGCGCGGCCUAUUCCAGGGUUUGGUUGCCUGGCUCGUACUGUGAGGAGGGCUUUGGGAGAGUGGGCAGUCGCGACGGGAGUGUGAGUGCCAGAAUUGCGGGCAGCUGCAGCAGGAUGGAGGCCGCGAGCUUUGCGAACGUGCUCGACGCUGAUGUCCUGGAGGUUGACGGGCCUUUGGCAUUUGCUUGGCGCCAGCCUGCAGCAGCAAAUUGCGAUCUGUGCAGAGAUCUUUGCUGCCCUGGUCGUUGCCAGGGGGCUCUCCGUGAGCUGCAGCGGCUUCAGCUGGAACCUCGAAGUGAGACGGCAAAGCACCUAGUACUGCGCACCAGCGCCCACGAAACUGCCCAGCCAAAGCCAAUUCCGGAGCCAACUGGCGUUUGUCGUUGGAGGUCAAGGGCCACUUUCCGCCAUGAGCAAACUCCGGCUAGUGAAUGGCUCGAUUGGGCCCUCUUGGAGAGAGGCGCCUUGCCUGCCCAGCGUGAAGCACCACCAUCCUGGAAACAGCCCUUGACGGGCGCCUUGACAUUCUGCAACACAUGCCCUUCAGCUCAGCGUGCCCACAGAAAGGGGCACAGGCAUCAAUUUUUGACGCUGUCAAUCUCACAGCCUCGUCGGCCGGGUCCAGCAACAACGUUGGCAAUAGUCGCAGCAGAACUUCGCCAGUGCCUUGACCGAAGUCCACACCGGACCGGACCGAUGUUGAGAAGGGCAACGCUUGACCGAAGUGCAGACAGGCAACCCCAGCAAGAAAUGGAUUUGAGCCUCUGCAGCAGAAGCAGCAUGUCUAGCCUUCGGGGCGUGCGUUUGCUGCCGCAACAUUGCUCGUUUGUCGUUCGCCCGCCAGUUCGAGCAGUGACCAGAAGCACUCCAGUCCUGCAAGCCAUGCGCUUUUCUCAAUGCUGCCGCGUCAAGCUAGGCACUGUCUGGCGGGCACAAGCAAGAGCUGCACCGAACAGCUUGUUUGCCCAGGUGGCUUGCGGGAUCACUUCAACCAAGGUGCCUUGA
Molecule: messenger RNA, 1326 nt
Organism: Effrenium voratum
Lineage: Eukaryota; Dinophyceae; Suessiales; Symbiodiniaceae
Source: the annotation of a GenBank genome assembly